AUGGCCAGUGAGACCAGCAGUACCACCACGAUGACCACUUUUUCCGCCCCGAUCCCCGCUACCAGAUCGCUGCCAACCAACCAGUCGGCACUAGCGGCCUCAUUCACCAGCUUCCUUACCGUGUCGGUCCAUCAAAUACUCUUCCUCCGCUCCGUCUACCCGCGCGCGACAUUCCUCCCCGUCCGGGCAUACAAUUACCCUGUCCGACAAUCUCGUCACCCGAAAGUGUGUGACUAUAUCAAUGAAGUAUCCAUCGCAGUCGGGACAGAAAUCUUAAAAGGCACAAUUACCGCAGUCAGUAUUAUCAUAUCAUCUCUCCGCACAAAUCAACCCCUCGAACGAUACGCCUUUGAUCUAUCGGGCUUCCCAAGGGCCCCCGCUGGAGAGGUGAACACCACAUUCGAAGACCGAGAUGAAGAUGCAUCCGGAGCCGGCGUCUCCGACCGCGGCCCCGCUCCAACCUCCGUUGACCUUGAGUCACAAUUCCGGGCCUGCUUGGCUCGCCUCGCAUCUGCCUGUGCGCGCCUCACUCCUCUACCGCGAGAUGACGAAUUCAGCUUUACGGUUUGUAUUGAGGUGAGAGAGGACGCCUUACCUCCUGCAGGCACCACCAAAGAAGAACAAACGUGGAUCGUCGCGGAUCCUGGCAAGGUACAUCUGCGAUCAUGUACCGCCCCUUCUCUGUCUCCAAAGUACGCAACGGCGAACAUCAACAGCCGCCUCUCGGGCCUCGAAUGGCCGCGCCAAAACAGUACCAGUACGGCGCGUCGAGGCUGGAGAACUACGUUUGGAGUUGUGGGUGGAGGAAGCACGGCAGAAGUUUAA
Messenger RNA from Penicillium chermesinum, 825 nucleotides. RefSeq names its product putative mitotic spindle checkpoint protein (Mad2B). Gene Ontology annotation, cellular component: zeta DNA polymerase complex. Bases 1 to 825 code for a protein of 274 amino acids. The transcript has a single exon. Lineage: Eukaryota; Fungi; Ascomycota; Eurotiomycetes; Eurotiales; Aspergillaceae. The record is from RefSeq and is a predicted model, not a curated record.